Molecule: messenger RNA, 1562 nt
Organism: Nothoprocta perdicaria
Lineage: Eukaryota; Metazoa; Chordata; Aves; Tinamiformes; Tinamidae
Gene: KRT8
Product: keratin 8
Exons: 9
Coding region: 141-1562 (473 amino acids)
Cellular component (GO): keratin filament
Source: RefSeq, a predicted model, not a curated record
CGUCCGUCUGUCCGUCCUGUCCGACGGCUCCCUGCAACCCUCCCGGCCAGCCGUCCUCCAAGCCCUCCAAGACUCCCGUCCGUCCUCCAAGCCCUCCAAGGCUCUGGUCUGAUUUCCAAGCCCUCCAAGGCUCCGAUCCCAUGUCCAUCACAGUCACCAGGAAGACCCUGCGGAGCAGCUCGGCGGGGCCGGGGCGCUCCUUCAGCUCCCACUCCUACACGGCCGGCCCCGGCGCGAGGAUGAGCGCGGCCGCGGCCUUCGGCGCCUACGGAGGCCGCUACGGAGCGGCUCUGCCGCGGGCCGCGGGAGCGGGGGGCUCCAUCGCGGCCGUGAGCGUCAACCGGAGCCUCCUGGCGCCCCUCAACCUGGAGAUCGACCCCGACAUCCAGCGCGUGCGCAAGGAGGAGAAGGAGCAGAUCAAGAGCCUCAACAACAAGUUCGCCUCCUUCAUCGACAAGGUGCGCUUCCUGGAGCAGCAGAACAAGAUGCUGGAGACCAAGUGGCAGCUGCUGCAGCAGCAGCAGGCGCCGGCGGCGGCGGCGCGGGGCGGCGCGGCCGCGCUCCUCGACGCCUUCGCCGCGGCGCUGCGGCGGCAGCUCGACGCGCUGGCGCAGGACAAGCUGCGCCUGGACGCCGAGCUGGGCAGCAUGCAGGGGCUGGUGGAGGAGUUCAGGAGCAAGUACGAGGAGGAGAUCAACCAGCGCACCGAGAAGGAGAACGAGUUCGUGCUGCUCAAGAAGGACGUGGACGAAGCCUACAUGAGCAAGGUGGAGCUGGAGUCCCGCCUGGAGAGUCUCACGGACGAGAUCAACUUCCUGCGGCAGCUUUACCAGGAGGAGCUGCGCGAGCUGCAGGCCAGGAUCUCCGACACCUCCGUGGUGCUCUCCAUGGACAACAGCCGCAGCCUGGACCUGGACGGCAUCAUCGCCGAGGUGAAGGCGCAGUACGAGGACAUCGCCCGGCGGAGCCGCGCCGAGGCCGAGAGCAUGUACCAGGUGAAGUACGAGGAGCUGAAGACGACGGCGGGCAAGCAGGGCGACGACCUGCGCAGCACCCGCUCCGAGAUCAACGAGCUCAACAGGCUCAUCCAGCGCAUCCACACCGAGAUCGAGGCGCUGAAGAACCAGAGGGCCGGCCUGGAGGCGGCCGUGGCCGAGGCGGAGGAGCGCGGCGAGCUGGCGCUCAAGGACGCCAGGGCCAAGCUGGGCGAGCUGGAAUCAGCGCUGCAGAAGGCCAAGGCCGACCUGGCCCGGCAGCUCCGCGAGUACCAGGAGCUCAUGAACGUCAAGCUGGCCCUGGACAUUGAGAUCGCGACCUACAGGAAGCUGCUGGAGGGGGAGGAGAGCAGGUUGGAGACUGGCAUGCAGACCCUCAGCAUCCAGACCAGGAGCUACUCGGGCGGCUACGGCAGCGGCUCCGGCGGCUCCUGGUCCAGCAGCAGCUGCGCGGCGCCCGCCGCGGCGCCCGGGAGCGCGCCCAAGGCGAGGGCCAUCGUCAUCAAGAAGAUCGAGACGCGGGACGGCAAGCUCGUGUCCGAGUGCGCCGACGUGCUGGCCAACUGA